AUGGCAGACGACGAACUAGCAACCAGAGCACCUGAAAGCGACUUGGCCGAGCAGAGUGCCAUUCCCGGCGACUCGGCCGUCGAUCAAGGACCCAAACCACUCUCCACCUCCCAAACCCCUACCGGCCAAAUCUCCAAAUACAACGACGUAGACUGCUACAUCACCAAACCCGCCGACUACCCUCACGCACCCUGCAAACUCCUCCUCUUCCUCACAGGAGGCACCGGUAUCCAUGCCCCCGCCAACAAACUCCAAGCCGAUGCCUACGCCGAGCAAGGCUACUUGGUCAUCAUGCCCGACCAAUUCAGCAACGACCCAGCACCGAACUCUGUCUUCUCUGCUGGCGACGACAAGACCAGUUUCCUCGAGUCGUUGAAACUCAGAGCUGCAGAGGUGGCAAAGAGCUUUAGAUUGGACAUGUGGUUGGCGAGACACACGCCGAGCAGCGUGUUGCCGCGAUUGAUCAAGGUGUUGGACGCCGUCAAGGAUGAGUUUGCGGAUGCGGUGCAAGCCGGUGGUGGUGUGUAUUGUGUGGGUGUCAGUGUGGGAGGUAGACAAGCACUGUUGCUUGCCAGCGAACUGGGAGCAGAUGUGUUCGAAGGUCAAAAGGAGGUCAGUGAAGAGGCCGCUGGCAAAGUCGAGGAAGGUAUGGUCAGAAGGGGUCCUGCUGUCAAGGCUGCUGUGAUUCUUCACGGUGCUACCAUUGAGCGCGAAGACUUUACUGGUGUCAAGAGCCCCAUUGCUUUGUUGAGUGUGGAUGAGGAUGCGCUGUUCAGCGAUGAGGUGCGCGAGGCUGGCGUCAAGAGCUUGAAGGAAAAGGGUGUCGAGGUCCAGGAAUGGACUUAUCCUGGAGUGCCGCAUGGCUUUGCUGUCGUCGGAGAGUACCAAGAUGAAGCCAUCAAGCAAGCCCAGAAGCAGGCCUUUGAGGUUGUGCUUGAAUGGCUCAAGGCACACUAA
Molecule: messenger RNA, 957 nt
Organism: Aureobasidium namibiae CBS 147.97
Lineage: Eukaryota; Fungi; Ascomycota; Dothideomycetes; Dothideales; Saccotheciaceae
Product: alpha/beta-hydrolase
Exons: 3
Coding region: 1-957 (318 amino acids)
Molecular function (GO): hydrolase activity
Source: RefSeq, a predicted model, not a curated record